Messenger RNA from Nerophis ophidion (straightnose pipefish), 5066 nucleotides. RefSeq names its product potassium sodium-activated channel subfamily T member 1a (gene kcnt1a). The transcript is spliced from 31 exons. Gene Ontology annotation, cellular component: membrane. Bases 227 to 3844 code for a protein of 1205 amino acids. Gene Ontology annotation, biological process: potassium ion transport. The record is from RefSeq and is a predicted model, not a curated record. NCBI's taxonomy places the organism in Eukaryota, Metazoa, Chordata, Actinopteri, Syngnathiformes, Syngnathidae. Gene Ontology annotation, molecular function: intracellular sodium-activated potassium channel activity.
AGUUCUCAUUACUCGUCAUCGUAUUUUUUUUUCUUUUAUUAUAAGGGAGGUAUGUCUUUUCUUUUCCAUCAUUCUGCAACCUUCUUUGCACCAUGAGACCACUUUGCCUCCCACUAAAAAUCCCAAAGCAACUGUUUGCACUUUAGAGAAGUGCUCCAUAGAAGCCCACCUUGAUGCCGGCCAGGAGGUGAAGGAGACCUCCGAGCUUCUCCUCCAGGUGCCUCCGAUGCAACUGACCCGGGAAGAGGACUCGGCCAGGGGGGACUCAACGCCGCCGACUUCCCUCAGGUCUCCGGGCAAGAUGUGCAGCGAGUGCUACGAAAACCAAACGUUUAUUAAUGACGAUGGCAGCUUGAGCGCCCGUAAGACGUCACGCUUGUGUAAGGGACCGCGCCACACCAUGAGCAGCACCAGCGGGGUGAUCUUGGACAUUUCCAGGUUGAAGAUGGAGCAACUGGAGAGCGAAGUGCCACCGUUGCCACGUCGCUUCCGCUUCCGAGACCUUCUUCUCGGGGACCAGAGCUUCCAGAACGACAGGGUGCAAGUGGAAUUUUACGUGAAUGAAAACACCUUCAAGGAGCGUCUGAAGUUGUUCUUCAUCAAAAAUCAACGAUCAAGCCUCAGAAUCCGCGUGUUCAACUUCUCCCUGAAGCUGCUCACCUGUCUGCUCUACAUCAUCCGAGUGGUGACGGACAACCCAGUACAGAGCGCAAACGCUACCCACAGCCCGAGCCAAACGAAUGCUAUCGGUGGGAACACCAAGUGCAUGGACUGUCCCUGGAAUGGAUCAGUGCAGGAUCGGGACAUUUCCUGGGAGUUGAUCUUUUGGGUGGACAGAAAAGUUCCUGUAUGGGCAAUUCAAGUUACAGUGGCCAUCAUCAGCUUCCUGGAAACAAUGCUGCUGAUGUAUCUGAGCUACAAGGGUAACAUUUGGGAGCAGAUAUUCCAAGUUUCCUUUCUUCUGGAGAUGAUCAACACCGUUCCUUUCAUCAUCACGAUCUUCUGGCCCUCCAUAAGGAACAUUUUCAUCCCCGUCUUCCUCAACUGCUGGCUUGCUAAAUGCGCUCUGGAAAACAUGAUUAAUGAUGUCCACAGAGCAAUCCAGAGAACCAACUCGGCCAUGUUCAACCAGGUGCUCAUCCUCAUCUGCACUCUGCUUUGCUUGGUCUUCACUGGCACAUGUGGAAUCCAGCACCUAGAGCGAGCAGGGAAAAACCUCUCCCUGUUCAACUCCUUCUACUUCUGCAUCGUCACCUUCUCCACGGUAGGUUUUGGCGACGUCACACCCCGGAUUUGGCCGUCGCAGCUUUUGGUGGUCAUCAUGAUCUGCGUGGCCCUGGUGGUGUUGCCACUGCAAUUUGAGGAGCUGAUGUACCUGUGGAUGGAGAGCCAGAAGUCCGGGGGGAAUUACAGCCGCCACCGGGCGCAGACGGAAAAACACGUAGUGCUGUGUGUUAGUGCGCUCAAAAUCGACCUGCUUAUGGACUUCCUCAAUGAGUUCUACGCCCACCCCAGACUGCAGGAUUACUACGUGGUGAUACUGUGUCCAAGUGAAAUGGACCUGCAGGUGAGGAGAGUCCUUCAGAUCCCUUUGUGGUCCCAAAGAGUCAUCUAUCUGCAGGGAUCUGUUCUCAAAGACCAGGACCUGCUGAGAGCCAAGAUGGACGAUGCCGAGGCCUGUUUCAUCCUAAGCAGCCGUAACGAGGUGGAUCGCAUGGCAGCGGACCACCAGACCAUCCUGAGAGCCUGGGCCGUCAAGGACUUUGCUCCAAACUGUCCACUUUAUGUCCAGAUCCUCAAACCUGAAAACAAGUUCCAUGUCAAAUUCGCAGACCAUGUUGUAUGCGAGGAGGAGUUCAAGUAUGCCAUGUUGGCUCUCAACUGUGUGUGUCCCGCCACCUCCACCUUGGUUACGCUCCUUGUGCACACCUCCAGUGGAAGGGAAGGACAACAGUCUCCAGAGCAGUGGCAGAGGAUGUACGGAUGUUGCUCUGGCAACGAGGUCUACCACAUCAGGCUGAGCGACAGCAAGUUUUUUGGGGCGUACAGCGGCAAAAGCUUUACAUACGCUUCCUUCCACGCUCACAAGAAAUAUGGAGUGUGUUUGAUUGGCAUAAGGAAGGAGGAGAACAAAAGCAUCCUAUUAAACCCUGGCCCACACCACAUCAUGACUGCCACAGACACCUGCUACUACAUCAACAUCACAAAGGAGGAAAACUCAGCCUUCAUCUUCAACCAGGAGGAACAUAAGGGACGCGGCGGCGUUGGAAUCUUCGACGGACCCUCGCAGCUUCCUGUGCACAGCAUCAUCGCCAGCAUGGGCACCGUCGCUAUAGAUCUUCAGAACUCCAGUCCGCCUGAAAUUUCGGGCACCAAACUGGUGCCACCCACGCUCAACGGAACGGGCACUCGCCGACCGAGCAUCGAUCCGGUUCAGGAGAUUCCAGACUCCUCCUCAAUCCUGCCAUGUGACCUCCUUGGUGAUCAAUCAGAAGAUGACUCUGUGUUCACUGAUGAGAGAGGCCUCUGGCACACUGAGUACGUGAAAGGUUACCCCCCUAACUCUCCUUACAUCGGAAGCUCGCCCACCUUGUGCCAUUUGCUGGCUGAGAAAGCCCUAUUUUGCUGCCUACGUCUGGACCAGGGUUGCAUGCACAACAGCUCUGAAGACGCCAAAGCUUACGGUUUCAAAAACAAGCUCAUCAUUGUGUCGGCUGAGACAGCAGGGAACGGUCUCUAUAACUUCAUAGUGCCUCUCAGAGCCUAUUACAGACCCAGGAAAGAACUCAACCCUAUUGUCUUACUGCUGGACAACCCGCCUGAUAAUCACUUCCUGGAAGCCAUCUGCUGCUUCCCUAUGGUCUACUACAUGGCAGGGGCCAUAGACAAUCUUGACAGUCUGCUUCAGUGCGGCAUUAUAUACGCCGAUAAUUUGGUUGUCGUGGAUAAAGAGAGCACAAUGAGUGCAGAGGAGGACUACAUGGCCGACGCCAAAACUAUUGUUAAUGUGCAGACAAUGUUUCGGUUGUUUCCGAGCUUGAGCAUCAUCACAGAGCUCACACAUCCAUCCAACAUGAGGUUCAUGCAGUUUAAGGCAAAGGACUGCUACUCUCUGGCUCUAUCCAAGCUGGAAAAGAAAGAGCGUGACAAAGGCUCCAACUUGGCCUUUAUGUUCCGCCUUCCCUUUGCCGCAGGCCGAGUGUUCAGCAUCAGCAUGCUUGACACACUGCUCUACCAGUCUUUUGUUAAGGACUAUAUGAUCCUAAUAGCACGGUUGUUGCUGGGACUAGAUACCACUCCAGGAUCAGGAUACCUCUGCGCUAUGAAAGUAACAGAGGGAGACCUAUGGAUUGGUACUUAUGGAAGACUAUUCCAGAAACUCUGCUCAUCCAGUGCGGAAAUUCCAAUAGGGAUCUAUCGGACAGAGUCCCACAUUUUCUCCAAUUCUGAAUCUCAGGCAUCUGUCAACAAGUGUGAGGACACAAAAGACCGGAGUCAAGAGUCCCAGCGCCCCAACGACCAGUCAGAACGCCCUCUGCUUAGGAAAAAGAGCAUGCAAUGGGCGCGUCGUCUGAGUAAGAGAAGCAUGCGGUGGCAGGCAACGAGCCGGGAUUCCACCAAGGACAAUGCCCAACGCAUCGCCCAGCAACGGCUCAACCGCUACCGACGCUCUGAACGGGAGGAACUUUCUGAGCUGGUGCGCAACCGCAUGAGGCAUCUAGGGCUUCCCACCUCAGGAUAUGAGGAUUUGAACAAUCUGACAGCCUGUGAUGUCAUGAACAGAGUCAAUCUGGGAUACCUGCAAGAACGAACACCAAAACACCCUGUCCUAUGUCCUGAUUAACCCUUCACCAGACACCCGUCUGGAGCUUAAUGAUGUUGUGUACUUGAUACGCUCCGACCCUCUGGCUCACGUCCCUGAGGAGCCUCCUGUCCACAGCAGUAGUCUGAAAGAGAGGCACGAGUCCAGCUUCGAGACCAGAGAAGACACACAACACUGAUGACUUGGUCUUACCUGCAGGCCUGCUAUCUCCAGGACAAGUUUAGACCUCUAUCAAACCAGCACUGCAGUCUUUUGAGUUUCUACUUUUGGAGCAGGUUACCUAGUGAACUCCUCAAAAUGACAAAAUAGAGCAGUGUUCUGAUUGAUUUUGUUACAGCUUUGAGAUCCCUCAGGUGAAGUAUGUGAACAUCAAGCUCAGCAUCUGUGUAAUAUAAACGCUAAAGUAUUUGACUACUGUACUUACACAAAGUGAAAAAGGAAGACAAAUAUAGCUGGUCCCUCCUUGCCACAAGUUGGACGCAUACAAUUGUCCAAAAGGUCUUGGUAAAAUGAAGAAAUAAGAUUCUGUCCAUAUUUAAUCAAUUUAAGCUGGACUUACAGUACGCGUUGUGUUUAAGCUUUUCUUUACUAUUUAUUACAAAAAUCUGUGCAAUCACAAGUUUUUUUUUCAAGUGUUAACGAUGUUAAAGCAUAUUUUUGUAGCUGGGCAUUAGCCGUAUAGUUAUCCUCCAGUGGUGAGGUUUUAAUGUACAGGUGUAACACUGAUAGGUAUCUACGUUUCUACGAGGCUCAAGGACUAAAUAAAAUACUGAGCCACUAGCAAUGUAUUUGAUCUGUUCUGUUCUGCAUAUUUUGAUGUUAAAAAUGGUUUUACUUGACAUAAGGUACCAGUCAAAAGUUUGAGAAAACUUGUUCAUGCUAUUGAAGGAGAAGUUGUGUCCAAACGUUUAACUCGUUCUGUAAAUUAUUAAUGUAAUGACCUGUACUUUAUGUUAUAUUAGAUAUUUUUUCUUCUGAAAAAAGUUCUGUAUUUAGAGUUUAGAUAUUUAUAGAUGACAAAGAAGCAGGUGGUGCCAAAUGACACGAGUCAGAGUUUUUUUCCCUGUCACUCACCCCUAAAUGUGAUGUACUGUGUAGCUUGUUUUUUAACUCUUCUGUAUUACAACAACAAUUUUGUGGUAACAAGUAACAGUCAAAUUUAAUUUUAAUACAGCUUUUCAAAAUAAAUUAAAUUAUGAUACAAUGAAAUGUGACUGUAACAGAAUAAACUCAUAUCAAAGCA